Molecule: messenger RNA, 1262 nt
Organism: Cryptococcus amylolentus CBS 6039
Lineage: Eukaryota; Fungi; Basidiomycota; Tremellomycetes; Tremellales; Cryptococcaceae
Exons: 3
Coding region: 20-946 (308 amino acids)
Molecular function (GO): arylformamidase activity
Source: RefSeq, a predicted model, not a curated record
GUCCCGCCGUAACCCCACCAUGUCAGACGCUAAGCAAGACCUUGUGGACGCCUCCCUUCUCUCCUCUUCCCACCUAACACCCAUCGACCACAAAUCACACCCCCUCUCCUCUUGGCCGUCUAUCAAGCCCAAUCCCAUCGGUCGCCUCUCCCUCUUGAACCCCUCUAUCACAGUCGCGGCGGCUCGCGAAGGUAUACAGGUCGGCAAGAGCAUCCCCAUCGAUUGGCCAGUAUAUCAUUCUGGGACGUGCUUGUUCGACAGGCCUUGUGGGCAGCAUGAGAUCAAACGAAAGGGAUAUGGAGACGAUGAGAUCAAACGAAAGGGAUACGGAGACGAUGAGAAGCAACAGACCGACGAGAAUGGGACCCCCUGGAUUGUUUGCUACGAUGAGAUCCUCACUAUCAACACUCAAGCUUCGAGCCAGUGGGACUACUUCUUGCAUUUUAGCUACCCAGGCUCUGGUGUUUUCUACGGUGGUAUCAAAGAUCAAGAUAUCCUCAACAGAAAGACGGGUGACGUUUGCGUAGCGGCCCUGGCCAAAGCCGGUGGUAUACAGACUCGUGGGAUUCUUAUUGACAUUCCCCUGUACCUAGAGCAAAACAAUCUGCCCAGCAAUCCUCCCUUGGUUAAUCCUGCCUCAAAUCCGGUCGACUUGCCUCUCCUCCUGAAAGCUGUGGAACAUUUUCAUCUGCAACCUCGCCCCGGAGACAUCUUGCUCGUCCGUACCGGCUUCGAAGACGUGUACCGCGAGGACAGCGAGAAGGCCCAAGUGGACAGACAUAGGGAGAGUGCGAUCCAAGGUCGGUGGUAUGGGGUGGAAGGGAAGGAGGAUGUGGUCAAAUGGAUAUGGGAAACGGGUUUUGUGGCUGUCGGCAGUGACAAUCCCACGUUUGAGAGUUGGCGUGAGUGCUCGACUAAGCAUACAGAGGAGCAGACCUUGAGCUGAGUAUGGAAAGCUGUAUGGGAGAAUGCCGUCUGGAUGCACCCCACCCUACUCUCGGGGAUGGGCAUCCCCAUUGGCGAGAUUCUGCGUCUCAAUGAGGUGGCGAGCGAGUGUCAACGUCAAAAUCGGUGGAGUUUCUACUUCAGCAGUGUGCCUUUGCAGAUCGAAAAUGGCAUUGCUAGUCCACCUAACGCAGUGGCUAUCUUUUGAUGGUUUGGAAUGUGAUGGACGUAUUGAGCGCCGCGAGGAAUCAUCUUUGAACAGACUUAUUGUAACUGUUCACCAUGUAUGACUGAUAGUGGAUUUUCACCAUUCUGAU